AUGGACGAACGGGCACUAGCAGCUUGCCGGGAUGAGAUUUCGCGGGACUUGAACCUUCUCUCUGAUUCUUUGCCUCCGCGAUUUGCUAAAGUCAUGCUUCGGCUUUGCAAAGAUGUUGACGGAUUGUUUUCCUCUUCAUAUCCUCUUGUUAUUACCCACGAUGACCUCUGCGAGAUGAAUGUGCUCGUUGACCCCUCAACGGGCCAUAUUACUGGAAUCAUUGACUGGGUUGACGCCAAAUUCCGACCAUUUGGUUUAGCUCUGUGGGGCGUGGAGAAUGUCUUGGGCCACAUGGACAGCGAGGGCUGGCAUUACUGUAGCAACCACGAGCAGUUGAGAAAGCUUUUCUGGAAGACUUUCGAGAGUGAAGUAGGAACUGAAGACGUCACGACAGAGCUCAAGGAGAAGAUGGAGUUGGCUAGGUUAAUGGGUAUUGCCUUGCGAUAUGGCUUUGUGUGGGAUAUUGCAACCGGGAAGAAGAGGCCUGCUUUGAGUAGUGACUCGUCGUUCAAGUAUCUCGAUGCUUUUAUGGAGACGGAUGAUGGCUGUGCUUAUGCCAACAAGGGGCACUAG
Messenger RNA from Xylona heveae TC161, 573 nucleotides. RefSeq lists its product as hypothetical. The record is from RefSeq and is a predicted model, not a curated record. The transcript has a single exon. NCBI's taxonomy places the organism in Eukaryota, Fungi, Ascomycota, Xylonomycetes, Xylonales, Xylonaceae. The coding region runs from base 1 to 573 and encodes 190 amino acids.